Sphenostylis stenocarpa is the source of this 1011-nucleotide messenger RNA. The record is from the annotation of a GenBank genome assembly. NCBI's taxonomy places the organism in Eukaryota, Viridiplantae, Streptophyta, Magnoliopsida, Fabales, Fabaceae.
AUGGGUUUCUGUUGUGCCGAAUCCAAACCGUUACUGGGCCCCACAAUCGCCGUUUCUCCAUUCGGUUUCAUUUCCGGUGGCGGUGCAGCCACCGUUGACACCGUCGAAUCCAUUCGAGCCUUCCGAAUUCCAAUGACUUUUUAUGUUGAUGAGGCUGACAUUCACGUUGACGGUGAUCACACGAGGGAUGUACAGCGUAAUCAAGACGGUGGAGAAUACGUCAAAUUGAGGUGGGACCCUCAAUCGGAGGCCACUACCACCGACCAGAGAGGAUCGCGUCUCUGGUAUUGGGUCAAAUCUGGGCUCUGUUUCCUAUGUCUCGGCCUCAUUGCUCUCAUUGUUUUCAAAUGGAUUGGCCCUUUGUUCGUAGAAAAGGCUAUUAUUCCGAUGAUAAAUUGGGAGACGAAGACAUUCAGUUAUCCGGUGUUAGCUGUAAUGGUGUUUGCUUCUAUAGCGGUAUUUCCUACCCUAAUUUUGCCCUCCUCGCCUUCUAUGUGGGUGGCUGGGAUGACAUUUGGCUAUGGCUUUGGAUUCUUGCUGAUUGUUUCUGCAGCAGCAAUCGGAGUAUCCCUUCCUUUCUUGAUCGGUUCACUCUUCCAUCGUAAAAUUCAAGAGUGGUUAGAAAAGUAUCCAAAGAGAGCUACUGUGUUAAGAUCUGCCGGUGGGGGAAAUUGGUUUCGUCAAUUUCGGGCAGUUGCUUUAAUCAGGGUUUCUCCAUUCCCAUACAUAAUCUACAACUAUUGUGCUGUGGCAACCAGUGUUAAGUAUUGGCCUUACUUGAUCGGAUCCUUGGUAGGAAUGGUGCCAGAAAUAUUUAUUUCAAUCUAUACGGGAACGUUGAUAAAAACAUUGGCUAAUGCUACACAUGAACAUCACACUCUAUCUGCUCCGGAUAUUAUCCUCAAUGUUUUUGGCUUCUGCGUAACUGUUGGUACAGUAAUCUUUUUCACAGUCUAUGCUAAGAGGCAGCUCAAGGAGUUACGAAAAGGGGAUGAUCUGUUGUUGCAAUAA